Molecule: messenger RNA, 2043 nt
Organism: Neodiprion virginianus
Lineage: Eukaryota; Metazoa; Arthropoda; Insecta; Hymenoptera; Diprionidae
Product: glutathione S-transferase 1-1-like
Exons: 6
Coding region: 201-854 (217 amino acids)
Biological process (GO): glutathione metabolic process
Molecular function (GO): glutathione transferase activity
Source: RefSeq, a predicted model, not a curated record
AAACUAAACCGUGCUUACCUAUCGCCAGUCCAACUGGUGUAAAGCCUUCCAUCCGAGGCAGUACACAGCGAUUGAAUAUUACAUCUGCUGGAGUGGUGAGCUCUGUAAUCGAACGUUAUUUCACUCGUGGAUUGAUAUUACAAGUCGCUGAGACUCGGAACGUCGAAUUGAUUCAGAAACUGUAUAACAAAAGCACCAAAAUGCCUGUGGAUUUGUACUAUUUACCGCCAAGUAUUCCCUGCCGAGCUGUCAUGAUGCUCGCUAAAGCCUUGGGCAUUCAUUUGAACUUGAAGGUAGUCAAUAUCCUGGAAGGCGAGCACUUGAAGCCGGAAUUUCUCAAGAUUAAUCCGCAACACACGAUACCGACGAUCAACGAUAACGGACUCAUACUUUGGGAAAGUCGAGUCAUCAUGGGUUACUUUGUGGAAAAGUAUGCAAAGAACGAUUCGUUGUAUCCGAAGGAUCCGCAACGCAGAGGCAACGUUGACCAGAAACUUUACUUCGACCUCGGUACGCUGAACCAAAACCUUCUGAAGACUUACUUUCCAAUUAUCCUUGGCCAAGCUGAAAGUGUCGACGAUAAGAAUUUGGAAGCUCUGGAAAAGGCGUUCGAAGUACUUGACACGUUUUUAGAGGCGAGCAGAUUCGUGGCCGGAGAUCAGUUGACCAUCGCCGACUUCAGCAUCGUCGCCACAGUCAGUACAGCUGACGCAUUCGGCUUCGACAUUGGCCGAUUCGACAACGUCGCCAACUGGUACAGACUGUGUCAAAAAGCUCUGGCCAACUUUGGGUACGAAGAGAUAAACGCCAACGGAGCCAAAAUGUUGGGGGAUAUGCUGAAAAAGCGCAGCUGAAUUUCGGAUCUCUGACGAUCGGACAAAUCGCUUCAACCCUCGGACCGCAGCGCUGCCUGUUGGUCCGAAGAAAUGAAAGAUCUUCUAGUCGUUAGAAGCACACGUUUCAAUUUCCUCGCACGUGUGCCCAGCGCAAUAUCCCGAUUGGCAAGCAGCGUUGCAUCGGUGUAAUUUGAAGAAGUGGAAGCCUACAUUUUUUCUGCGUCAGUACGAAAGUUUUACCUCAAAAAUUCACUCCGCUUGAGAGGUUUCUCGUUGGAAGAUUUUCCGGACCCUGCAAGCGAAGCGGUUAAUUGAGAAACUUGUUGAUUAGUCAUUAUUAUUCAUAAGAAUUAAUCUUCACCUUAUUAUCAGAUUAUUUCACCUUAAUUACUUAGUCAAAAUAAUAAAUAUCACCUUGUUAUGAUUACGUGUAUUUUGCAAUUAUCUUAAUGGCUGUAUAUUUCUUUACGUGAAAUCAUGAGGUAGAUGACGAAAUUGGGUUGAAGAAAAAUUCUUCAGUCACUUAAUUAGGAGAGAAAAUAUUUUUAAAUACUACUUGAUAGCGAUAGAUCCAACAAAUCUAUUUUCUUUAAACAGAAAAAUUUCUCCUAUUGAAUUUUUAAUCUUUAGCUAUCCAUGUAAUACUUUAUCUUAUUUCAAGAUGGUUCGGCACUUUGACCCACAAUUGUAAGUUACCCGCAGUCUGCUCCUUACCCGAUUGAGGAAGUAAUUUUUUAAAUUUAAUAUGUUCAACCGCCGAUUACAAUCAUCUCAUGAACGUUACUGCAGUUGGUACGUCUGCAGAAUUGAACGAUUUGAAUUCGAUUGUUGCUACGCACGGUGAAGGUUCUUUCAGCCGUCGGUAAAUCAUGGACUGCCAUCCGCUGAUAUAGCCGGAGUUCUGCACGAAACUCGAAAGCCUCAGCAGCCGUAACUAACUCGGAUGAUUGUCCUGGUUCGAAGCUGUAUCAGAAACCAAUUACACAAAUAGUGCAUAUACUGGCACUUUACAGAUCAUACAGCAGUUGAAAGUCGCAAUAUUUGGGCACCAUCUUCUCUGCGAUCUUGCUCAAAUACGUUAAUCCGAAAUCAUGAAAAAUCCUUACCAAGUGGCACUGAAAUUCAAUCCUUAAGUUAAAAGAAAUUUCAGAUAUCAAACUGUAUGUAGAAAUAAUUAGAUCAACAUUAAACGGUUUAAGUUAACGGA